CACCUGCAUCCCAAUGGCCCUUGCAGAAUGGCGUCCUGGGUGACUCGACCUAACUCGAUUCCGCAUUUCUCUGCGCCCUCAUCGCCCACUCCGUCCGAGUCCAUCCAGCCGCGAAGGCCGAUUCUCGCGCGCGAGGGCGAGCUUUUGUCGACGCGCGGGCAGUCCCUGGCGACACUGAUCCGUCGACGGUCCUUGUCUGUUCAGAGUCAGGAUGGACUGGAGAGUGGCUUUCAGCAGGAUGAGCUUGGUACGCCGUGGGAGCGGAUGGAUAAGGUUCCCCUGGAAAGAGCAAGACGGUUGAUUGGAAACAUUAAACCGAUACACAAUUGGCAAUGGUACUAUCGAGAUCCGGAGACGCUCAAAAACCUGCCCAAAAACCUGCGAGAAUACUACGAGCGCAACAAUCAACUCAUCGCGCAAUAUGUCUAUAUCGAUCGCCUAUUCGACUCGGCCCUGCCACACAGGCUGAUUGAAGACUACCAACGCGGUCAACGCAAAAACUCCGCUGGAGACACGGGUGAAGGUCACGUAAACGACGCGAGAUACACCACAGGGGAUAAUAACGGCGGAGCGAAAGCAUCCGGCAAGAUCAAGCGAACGCCUCGAAACCUCUAUCGAAUCCCCGAUGAAAGCUCACCUCUCUUGCCUUGCUCAGCAGACGACAAUUCCCGACCAUCGCCUGCCGUCCUGCCGAAGCAAGACGACCUGGUGGACGGCGAAGAUCGCAUCGUCACAGUCGCCAUAUACAUCAAUUUCAUCGCGAACGUGGUAUUACUCGCAGCCAAGAUCGUCGUCAUGUCCAUGACGAAUUCGCUGUCGGUGCUUGCCAGCUUGGUAGACGGGGUGCUGGAUUUCCUCAGCACGGGCAUCGUCUGGGCCACGACGACGCUCAUCAAGAACGACGACCGUUCCCGAUUCCCCAUAAGCAGACGCCGCCUCGAACCAUUGAGUAUUCUCGUCUUCGCAGUCAUCAUGAUGACCUCCUUUGUCCAAGUUGCCUUGACCUCGCUGAGCCGGCUCAUCUCAACCGAACACACCCUCGUCGAGCUCUCGGUGCCCUCGAUCGCAGUAAUGGCCAGCACGGUCUUCAUAAAACUAGCCUGCUGGUUCUGGUGCCGGCUCAUCAAGAACUCCAGCGUGCAGGCCCUGGCACAAGACGCCAUGACCGAUGUCGUGUUCAACCUCUUCAGUAUCCUGUUCCCUCUACUCGGCUCCCUCACCAAAACCUGGUUCGUCGAUCCCCUAGGCGGUCUUCUUCUCUCCCUCUACAUCAUCUGGAACUGGGGCGGAACGGCCGCCGAACACAUCGGCCACUUAACGGGCACCGCGGCGUCCGGCACAGACCAUAGCAUUCUGCUGUACAUGACGAUGCGGUUCUCCAAGGCGAUUCUCAACAUUCAGGACCUGAAGGCUUACUAUGCAGGGGACCGGUUGAACGUCGAAGUGGACAUUAUCUUCGAGGCGAAGACCAGUCUCCGUGAUAGCCAUGAUAUAGGCGAAAGUUUGCAGUAUAUGAUUGAGAGUGUGCCGACUGUGGAUCGGGCGUUUGUGCAUUCGGAUUAUGAUCCGUGGAAUAUCCCGAGUCAUAUGAAUCAGAGAGAGUCGUAGUUUUGGUUAUGUUUGGGCUGGGGAACGUGCUCUUCGGACUAUCUUAUCAUUAAUUCAUAAUCGAAUAUGGAAGAUGUGUUGUCGCUCGGCAACAACAAAAGACUGGACUUAAAU
This is a messenger RNA of Aspergillus steynii IBT 23096, 1722 nucleotides long. Its product is annotated as cation diffusion facilitator family transporter. Bases 28 to 1608 code for a protein of 526 amino acids. Gene Ontology annotation, cellular component: membrane. Gene Ontology annotation, molecular function: monoatomic cation transmembrane transporter activity. The record is from RefSeq and is a predicted model, not a curated record. NCBI's taxonomy places the organism in Eukaryota, Fungi, Ascomycota, Eurotiomycetes, Eurotiales, Aspergillaceae. Gene Ontology annotation, biological process: monoatomic cation transport; transmembrane transport. The transcript has 4 exons.